Molecule: messenger RNA, 504 nt
Organism: Aureobasidium melanogenum CBS 110374
Lineage: Eukaryota; Fungi; Ascomycota; Dothideomycetes; Dothideales; Saccotheciaceae
Exons: 2
Coding region: 1-504 (167 amino acids)
Biological process (GO): glycine decarboxylation via glycine cleavage system; protein lipoylation
Cellular component (GO): mitochondrion; glycine cleavage complex; cytoplasm
Source: RefSeq, a predicted model, not a curated record
AUGGCAUCUAUCGCUCGCUCAGUCUUUGCCCGUUCGUUGGCUACUGCCAGCAGACCUACCUUCUCUUGCCGCAUCGCCAAUGCCUCAUCUACUCGCUGCUUCUCAGCCAGAUCAGCUGCCCUAGCAAAGAAAUACACCCAAGAUCACGAAUGGAUCGAGCUCUCCCCGGACAACAAAACCGGCACAAUCGGCAUCUCGACCUACGCCGCCAACGCCCUGGGCGACGUCGUGUUCGUCGAACUGCCCACCACCGAUCUCGAAGUCUCUUCCGGUGACACCAUCGGCAGUGUCGAGUCUGUAAAAUCCGCUUCUGAUAUUAUGACUCCUGUGUCGGGAGUCAUUGUCGAGGCCAAUGCUGUGUUGGAGGAGAAGCCGAGUACAAUCAACAAGAGUCCGGAGGGUGAGGGCUGGAUUGCCAAGAUUGAGGUUAGGGAUGUUAAGGAGGUGGAGGGGUUGAUGGAUGAGGGGGCUUAUAAGAAGUUUACUGAGGAGAGCGAGGAGUAA